ACUUUUCAACUUCUUUCUACAAGAGCUCUACUUAUCUUCGAAGAUGGCAACGCCUAAGCUCCUCCUCUUCACGGUGGCACUACUUCUUCUAACCCUCAUCGACUUAGCAACUCCCUUAAAGCAGUGCCCCGACUGCGGUAACCAAACGGUGCCGUUCCCCCUCAGCACAUCCACAACAUGUGGGGAUCAGUCCUACAAGAUCCGCUGCGACGCAGGCACACUCAUCUUCGACACCCUCAACAACUCCUAUCCAAUCACAUCCAUCGCCGCCUCAGACCAACGCCUCGUCAUUGCGCCCUCACAGCUGCUACCCUCCACCUGCGUCACAUCCGAUAUCUCCACCCAGGGUGUCCAGCUCAACUCCUCUCUCCCCUUCAACGUCACCAGCAGCAACACCAUCAUGUACCUCAACUGCUCCGACUCCCUCCUCCGCUCCCCGCUCAACUGCUCCUCCGCCAGUCUCUGCCACACCUACCUAAACUCCUCCUCGGACCGCGCCUCUACCAUAUGUAGCAGGGACAAGUCUCUCAUGUGCUGCACGUUCAGAGCCGGGGGUUCGUCGAACUCGUACAUGAUCCGAGUCCGGGAGUCCGGGUGCAGCGCGUACACGAGCUUCGUGAACUUAGACCCGACCUUGCCGGUGGGCCGGUGGCCCCAGCCAGGGUUGGAGAUCCAGUGGGUUUCGCCGAGGGAGCCCGUUUGUGGGGGCCAGUCCGAUUGUGCGGACGAUGGAGGGAAGUCCACUUGUGGGCCCGAUCCCUCGGAUGGUAGUGUCAAGAGAUGCUUUUGUAACGGUGGGCUCGUAUGGGACCCUAUUAAGGGAUUAUGUGCGGAAAAUGUUACGUGUCAAGAUCCUGACGGUUGCAGCAAUUCAAAGCGGACUGCACUUAUUGCGGGUUUGACCUCCGGCAUCGGCGGAGCUCUCAUUGUAGCUACCAUAGUUACCAUCCUCUACAAACGCCAUAGACGCAUCAAAGAAGCUCAGGACCGCCUAACCAAAGAGCGUGAAGAGAUAUUAAACGCCAACGGCGCCGGAGGAAGAGCCGCCAAAGUUUUCACGGGCAGAGAAAUCAAAAGAGCAACAAACAACUUCUCCAAAGACCGCCUCCUUGGCUCCGGUGGCUACGGCGACGUCUACAAAGGCUUCCUCCUCGAUGGCACCACCGUCGCCAUUAAAUGCGCCAAACUCGGCAACACCAAAGGCACCGACCAAAUCCUCAACGAGGUCCGAAUCCUCUGCCAGGUCAACCACCGCAACCUCGUCCGCCUCCUGGGUUGCUGCGUCGAGCUCGAGCAGCCAAUCAUGGUCUACGAGUACAUCGAAAACGGCACUCUUCUCGACCACCUCCGAGAAAAACGACAUAGUUUAACGUGGACAGACCGUCUACGUGUGGCCCGUGACACGGCGGAGGGUCUCUCCUACCUCCACUUCUCGGCGGUGCCACCCAUAUACCACCGAGAUGUGAAGUCAAGUAACAUUUUACUAGACCAGAAGAAGAGCGCCAAGGUUUCGGAUUUUGGGUUGUCUCGACUGGCUCAUACCGAUAUGAGCCAUGUCUCGACUUGUGCGCAAGGCACUCUUGGUUACCUUGAUCCGGAAUACUAUAGAAACUAUCAGUUGACCGACAAGAGCGAUGUUUAUAGUUUUGGUGUGGUUUUAUUGGAGCUUUUGACUUCUCAGAAGGCUAUAGAUUUCACGAGAGAGUCAGACGAUGUGAACUUGGCUGUUUAUGUUCAGAGAAUGGUGGCAGAGGAGAGGUUGAUGGAGGUGGUUGAUCCAGUUCUGAAAGAAGGGACGACAGAUUUAGAGAGAGAUACUAUGAAGGCCUUAGGGUUUUUGGCCGUGGGGUGUUUGGAGGAACGUAGACAAAACAGGCCUUCCAUGAAAGAAGUUGCCGAGGAGAUUGAUUAUAUUAUGAGUAUUGCAACGGCUAAGGUUGUAGAUGUAUAAUAUAUACUAAUAAAUUAGUAUAUGCAUGUAUUGUUUUUGUUUAAGGAUGUUUUUGUGUGUAUAAUUGUUAUAAAAUAAUAUAAUGUUGAUUAAAUAAAUGUGAAAAAUAAAAUAAUGUGUGACAAAUCAAUUUUGUCAAGUUUAUAACAUAA
Humulus lupulus (European hop) is the source of this 2103-nucleotide messenger RNA. RefSeq names its product wall-associated receptor kinase-like 20. The coding region runs from base 44 to 1951 and encodes 635 amino acids. Gene Ontology annotation, molecular function: polysaccharide binding; protein kinase activity; ATP binding. The record is from RefSeq and is a predicted model, not a curated record. The transcript has 3 exons. Lineage: Eukaryota; Viridiplantae; Streptophyta; Magnoliopsida; Rosales; Cannabaceae. Gene Ontology annotation, biological process: protein phosphorylation.